CUCCUGUGGGGAGGGAGAAAGCGAGUGAAGGCGCAGCCCGCUACCCCGGGAGCCAGUCCCUCGCGGCCCCCACAGUCACCGUGCGCGGCCGGUUGAUCCUUCCUCCUGCACCCGCCAUAGCCGCUCCGGACGCUCCCCAGUGCCGCACUUCCGCCUCACGUGGGUUUGCACUUCCGUCCAGUUCUUGCGCAUGCCCCGCCCCCAUCCUCUGUCGACCAAUCCCGGCGGGGGGGGAACGGCGAUGGGGCUAUAUAAAGCAUCCGUGCAGUCGGUUACCGACCUUUCCGAGUGCAGCGUCUGGAUAGGUCCGUGGACGCCAUCCUCGGAGCUGGCAUCUGUUGAAUUCCCUUCAGUUGUCCAAUAAACAUUGCUGGUGCCAGAAUCUGGGUCUGCUUUUGUAUUUCCGAGGCGGCAGGAUUCGGGUGACUGUACGCGCUUGUUAUCUUCGCGGAAUUUUUGUAGAUCUUUCCUGGACAUAAGGCCCUGUGGGGUGCGGCGACUUUGGGGACCUCCGAUGGCUGCGCUGCGCCGGACGUUGCGCGUGCCGCCCCUUCUGGCCAGGGCGCGCACCUCGGCGGGUUUUCUGGUCACUAGUUGCCUGGCCGACCGCUACCUCUGGGACCGGCUGCAUGCUCAGCCACGUCGGGGGAGUGUACCCACCUUUGACUGGUUCUUUGGCUAUGAGGAAAUACAGGGACUCCUCCUCCCGCUCUUGCAGGAAGGCCAUGCUACCUGUCCACUCAGAGUGCUGGACGUGGGAUGUGGAACUUCAGGCCUGUGCACCGGCCUCUACACCCAGUCACCACAUCCAGUGGACGUGCUAGGCGUGGACUUCUCUCCCGUGGCAAUAGCUCACAUGAACAGCCUCCUGAAAGGGGGCCAAGGCCAGAUCUCCCUGUCACCAGGACACCCUGCCUCCCGCCUCCAAUUCAGGAAAGCUAAUGUCCAGAAACUGGGACCUGUGACUCCCUCAGGCUCCUUCCAGCUCCUUCUGGACAAGGGCACCUGGGAUGCUGUGGCCCGGGGUGGGCUUCCUGGGGCUCACCAGAUGCUGUUGGAGUGCCUUAGGGUCCUGAGCCCCCAGGGGACCCUCAUCCAGUUCUCUGAUGAGGACCCAGAUGUGAGGUUACCCUGUCUGGAACAAACAUGUCGUGGCUGCACCGUGACUGUGCAGGAGUUAGGGCCUUUUGGGGGUAUUACCUACUUUGCUUAUUUGGUUAAAAGUACUCAUUAAAACACCCGAGUCCAGGGCCAGGGUAGGAGACAGGAAGGGCAUUGGGAUUAGAGCCCUGAGUGAAGAGCCGUGACGAUGGAUUUGAGAUUAUCUGACUCUUUACUUACUGGUUUUCCAAGCUGACUUGCCCAUUUGUAUCUUUUAUAAAUUUGCAUGUGGUGUUUACUAUCUGCCAGGAACUCUUAUAAAAAUAUUUACAUAUAAACUCAGGCAUUUACUCUUAUAGGGCACAUUUUCCAAUGCAGAAACAUGUAAAAUGAUUUGCCUAGUCACACAAUUAGGUAAUAUUUGCUCCAAAAUAAAAUUUGAUAGGUUACACAAAUCCAGAAUUUUUAUGGUUAGAUUAGAAACCAAAUAAAGGCAGUAUUGGUGGUGAAGCCUGUAAUCCCACCUACUCAGGAGGCUGAGGCAGGAAGGUUGCAAAUCAAAGCCAGA
Molecule: messenger RNA, 1669 nt
Organism: Fukomys damarensis (Damara mole-rat)
Lineage: Eukaryota; Metazoa; Chordata; Mammalia; Rodentia; Bathyergidae
Gene: Cskmt
Product: citrate synthase lysine methyltransferase
Exons: 3
Coding region: 515-1234 (239 amino acids)
Source: RefSeq, a predicted model, not a curated record